UCGCCUGCAAUGCUUGUGCAAGGCUUGUGUGGCUGUGCCGGCUGCCGCGCGCGAGUGGCUGCGCUUGCAACGCUCUCCUUCGAUCGAUGCGGUGAGACUGCGCACUUUGAGCUAUCUCAACGUCUGUGUAAGGCAGUGCGCGAGGCAAGAGGCAUUCACCUCGCUCCUCUGCUGCAGGCUCUCCCAAAAACUCGUGAGCAAUUCCAAGCGCCGCUGCACGAACGCGUGGUGAAUAGGCCGCACGCGUGCUCAAAAGGCACUGCAAGUACGGCACAAGACGUCUCGGACGCGCACCCGCGCACGCAAACACUGCUGAGACAAAGCACUGCCGCCAUGAAGGACGACGACGGCGCCAAGUACCCCAUGGUCGCCGUCGACGACGCGCUUUCAAUAGUUCUCGAGCACACGGCCCCGCUGCCGACGGAACACGUCCCGCUGCUGGAGCAUGGGACGGCGCCGGCGCUCCGGCGCUGCCUCGCCGAAAGAAUAGAGGCGGCCGCGCCAUUCCCACAAUUCCGCGCGGCGAUCAGCGACGGCUACUGCUGCGCGGCGACCGGUGCCGAGCAGACGUUAAGUGAUGACGGGGCCAGGCAGCUCGCCGGCACGCGCGCGACGCCGCUCGGCGGAGGCGCGUGCCGCUACAUCACGACGGGCGCUCCUUUACCAGAGGGCGCCGACGCCGUCGCGAAGCAGGAGCACUGCGCUCGGAAUGGUGCUGACGUAUCCUUGCCGGCACUCAAGCCGGGCGCCGACGUCCGAGCCGUAGGCAGCGACUGGGCUUUAGGUGAUGAGCUCUGCUCAGCAUCGACGCCUUUAACUCCGUCAGACGUCGCCAUCAUCGCGGCGGCGGGCCACGAUACAAUCAUAGUAAACAGAAGGCCGCGCGUCCGCGUCUUCUCGAGCGGCGCGGAGCUGCACGUAAGGGGCCCCUUCGACGCCACGCGGCAGAUCAAGGACGCGAACCGCGCGGGACUUAUUGCUUUGCUGAGUGACGGGUCAAGUUUUGGCGGCAACGCGGUCGUCGAGGACGGGGGCGUCCUGCCCGACGACCUCGACGCGUGGAACGAAGCGUUGGGCGACGCCUUGAGAACGUGCGACGUCGUCGUGACGACGGGCGGCGCCAGCGUCGGCCGGGCGGACUUUGCGAAGAAGGCGCUCGAGGGGGCGAGGCGCUCUUCAGUGAGAUUCGGAAGGUUACACAUGAAGCCCGGCAAGCCCACGACCUUUGCUACCUUAGAUUCACGCUCUUUUUUUGAUGAAGUCGAGGGCGAAAAACGAUGGGCCUUCGCGCUGCCGGGCAAUCCUGUCUCUGCGCUGACUACCGCGUCGCUACUCGUCGUGCCCUGCCUGAAGCGCCUCCAGGGCGUGGCGCGGUCAAACUGCGCACCAUGUGAACUCCCGGUGACGCUCUCUGCUCCAGUGUCGUUGGACGCGGUGCGGCCGGAAUUCCACCGCGUCGCGCUGUCGCUGCGGGGCGGUGAUGGGAAUGCCGAGCCGUACCGCGUGCGCCAUUCGGGUGAAAUCGUCGCCGCGUCGACGGGCGUCCAGCGGUCGUCACGGCUGCUCUCGAUGCGCGGCGCGCACGCGCUGGCGUGCCUGCCCGAGCGGGGCCGCGCGCGCCUCGUCGCGCCCGGGGCGACAUCAUCAUUACCGGCGGGGACGACCGUGCCCGGGCUCCUGAUCGCGGCGCCGCCGCCGUUGGUCGCGGGCGCGCCGUUCCUAUCUUCCGCUUCGGGCGUCGAGGCGACGACACCACCACCACCACCACCAAUCGACGGCGUCGUGGUCGCGGUCGCGAUCGUCGGCGGCGAGGAGCCAGCUGAUGCGCGGGCCGCCGCGGCGGCGGCCGGCGCCGACGUCGUCGCGGCCGCGACGGGCCUGCGCGCCGCGACGCGGCCGCCGAUCCGCAGCGCUGACGAGAUCGAGGCCGUCGCCCGGGACGCGGCCGUCGUCGUCGCGUGCGGCGGCCUCGGCCUCGCGCCGCGCGAGCCCCACAUUUCCAAGACGCUCGCGGCGCACCGCCGCGCGCCGGGCCUCGCGCGCGCCAUGGCGCUCGCGUCCGGCGACGCGCUCGAGGCGCCCGCCGCGGCGAUCGUCGGGAACGCGCUGGUCCUCGUCGUGCCCGAGGCGAGCGCCGCGGCGUGCGUCCGGAGCGUAGCAAAGGCGCUGCCGGCGAUCGUAAAUCAGCUCCCGGCGGUCAAGGAGGAGGUAGUAGAACACGCGGGCGGCUGCCAUUGUAAAGCGGUGCGCUUCCGCGUCCGCGCGCCGCGCCACCUCGUGGCGUGGGACUGCAACUGCAGUAUUUGUCACAUGAAGAAGAACACGCACUUCAUUGUUCCGGCCUCCGAUUUCUUCCUGGACGCGGGCGAGGAGAACCUGUCGGAGUACCGCUUCGGUACAGGGGUCGCGCGGCACCGUUUUUGCAAGAUUUGUGGAGUCCAGGCGUUCUACCAUCCCCGAUCCAAUCCGGACGGCGUCGCGAUUACUGUUCACUGUUUGGAUCCGGGGACCGUGUCUUCGGUGGAGGUGCGCAAGUUUGACGGGACGGACUGGGGCGCGUCGUACGCGGCGACAGGGAUCGCGGCUUGUUCCAAGAAGGCUUAAUGUUUUUGUAUUAUA
This is a messenger RNA of Pelagomonas calceolata, 2619 nucleotides long. The record is from the annotation of a GenBank genome assembly. Lineage: Eukaryota; Pelagophyceae; Pelagomonadales; Pelagomonadaceae.